AUGAUCGCAAUCGUAGAACCACUUGUGCUGCCACCCAACACCAGUAGCGAUGUUUUCAACAAGUUUUUGACAACUUGUGAAGAUAUCGGUCGCGAUAAUAUCGAGGUCAUAUCCUCCGCAACCCAGAUCGAUGACGGCGACUAUAUGAAGCCGAACUACACACACGACCCUCAUCACAUCCUAAAGCAGGAUUUCUUCCUUGCUUCAGCUGUUAUCGCCCCUCGCAACGUCGCUGAUGUUCAGACUAUCGUCAAAGCUGCAAAUGAGUACCAUGUACCACUAUGGCCCAUCAGCAUUGGGAGAAACUCAGGGUAUGGAGGCGCCGCUCCACGUGUAUCUGGUAGCGUAGUCGUUAAUAUGGGUAAACACAUGAACAAGAUCCUCGAAGUCAAUGUGGAGGGUGCGUAUGCUCUGGUCGAGCCAGGAGUCACUUUUCACGACCUACAUACCUAUCUCGUCGAGAACAACCUUCGCGACAAGCUUUGGCUCGACGUACCAGACCUUGGUGGUGGUUCAGUCCUAGGUAAUACUAUGGAAAGAGGUGUUGGCUACACACCUUAUGGCGAUCACUUCAUGAUGCAUUGCGGCAUAGAACUCGUCUUGCCGAGUGGCGAGCUCAUUCGUACUGGUAUGGGUGCAUUGCCUCAUCCCCAUCAGAAAGACGGUGUUCCCCCUCAAGACCAACCUUGGAACGAUACGGCGCAACUGUUCAACUACGGCUUCGGUCCCUAUGUUGACGGAAUCUUCACACAAUCCAAUCUGGGCAUCGCUACAAAGAUGGGCAUGUGGCUCAUGCCGAAUCCGGGUGGUUAUCAGUCAUAUCUUGUCACAAUCCCUCGCGAGGAAGACUUGAAGCAGGCUGUUGACAUCAUCCGGCCGCUGAGGUUGAACAUGGUCCUCCAGAAUGUACCUACAAUUCGACACAUCCUCCUCGACGCCGCUGUGUUAGGAUACAAAUCCGACUACACCUCCGAUAUCAACAAGCCCCUGACAGACGCUGAGCUAGACGCUAUAGCUGAGAAGCUUAACCUUGGUCGGUGGAACUUCUACGGUGCACUCUACGGGCCCCAGCCGAUCCGUGAUGCGAUGUGGACUGUCGUCAAGGAGGCCUUCUCAGCCAUCCCAGGGGCAAGAUUCUACUUCCCAGAAGACCGACAGGAGGAAAACUCGAUCUUGCAUACUCGGCACAAGACAAUGCAGGGAAUUCCCACCUACGACGAGCUCAAAUGGCUGGACUGGUUACCGAAUGGCUCGCAUCUCUUCUUCUCACCAAUUUCUAGAGUGAAUGGCGAAGAUGCAACCAAGCAGUUCGCUCUCACCAAAGCACGGUGUCACGAAGCUGGCCUUGACUUCAUCGGUACAUUCACGAUUGGCAUGCGGGAAAUGCACCACAUCGUAUGCAUUGUCUUUAAUUGCAAAGACGAGGAACAAAAGAAGAAAGUUGUAUGGCUAAUCAAAACGUUGAUUGAUGAUUGUGCUAAGCAAGGAUGGGGAGAGUACCGGACACAUCUUGCAGCUAUGGACCAAAUCAUGGACACAUACUCGUUCAACAAUAACGUCUUUAGGCGAUUCAACGAGACGAUAAAGAAUGCGGUUGAUCCCAAUGGGAUCUUGGCGCCAGGCAAAUCGGGGAUCUGGCCUAAGCAGUAUGACCGCUUGAAGUGGAAGCUUUAG
Molecule: messenger RNA, 1674 nt
Organism: Alternaria atra
Lineage: Eukaryota; Fungi; Ascomycota; Dothideomycetes; Pleosporales; Pleosporaceae
Exons: 3
Coding region: 1-1674 (557 amino acids)
Biological process (GO): lactate catabolic process
Cellular component (GO): mitochondrion
Molecular function (GO): D-lactate dehydrogenase (cytochrome) activity; D-lactate dehydrogenase (NAD+) activity; FAD binding
Source: RefSeq, a predicted model, not a curated record